Molecule: messenger RNA, 2675 nt
Organism: Aricia agestis (brown argus)
Lineage: Eukaryota; Metazoa; Arthropoda; Insecta; Lepidoptera; Lycaenidae
Product: TBC1 domain family member 31
Exons: 1
Coding region: 148-2562 (804 amino acids)
Cellular component (GO): centrosome
Molecular function (GO): protein binding
Source: RefSeq, a predicted model, not a curated record
UUUAUUUUGGUUUGGUAUUGAAAUACUUCCGCCAAAUUUUAAAUAUCUGCAGUAUUUAUUAAUGUUCUUGUAAUAAUUUAUAAGUAUUGCACUGUGAUACACUAUCUGCAAGUUAAUGUGAUUUAAAUAUAGCUUUCGUCGUUUAUAAUGGACAUUUGUCACGGUGAAACAGUAAGACUUGAAAAAUUCGACAUCAAAGUGAAAUCUAAACCUAAAGAUGGUCUUAUACUGCAGCUACAUCACACAAUUCGCAAAUCGAAUGGAGUAAACAAACGUAUUAGAUUCUCGACGGGAUCAUUCGACGACGCACACGAGAAGUUGGCUUGUGCAGACAAUGCGGGAAACAUCUUUAUACUUGAUUUCAUAGACUUAAAGUUUUGGAAGGUAACAAACCGCUGUCCAAGUACUGCUCUACAUUUUGUUCCUGGUAAAUCGAAUUUACUACUUAUUGCUACAGACAUAAAGUUUACUAUUGAUUAUGUAGAUAUCGAGACAGGUGCAACUGGCCUGUCUCUGUCGGGUCACACGGCCCACAUUAAGCAUAUAUCCUUUUCGAAUCAUAAAACGGAAUGUUUAUUAACCGCUAGCCCCGUAGAAGCUAUACUGUGGGAGUUGAAGAAUUACACAAAAUAUUUUACUUUGACAACAUUUGCGAGUGCUCAAAUCCAACAAAUAAUGUUUGCUCCAUCCAGUGAUUAUGUGGUGGCUUGCUUCCAAAACGACACGAUUCAGAUAUGGAGGCAGGAAUCUAUGAAAUCAGUUAAGCAAAUCUUACCAAAUGAUUUGAAACAUAUGAAGUCUAUAGCAUUCUCCACAAACGGCAGAGCGAUGGCCAUGGCUGGUCUAUCAUCUCUACUGAUCCUCUUCAGCAUGGAUACUUGGAAAGCUUUAAAAUCCAUUGAUCUCAUAAGAUAUGACAUAUCUGGUAUUCAUCAGUUGGCUUUUGUUCCCCAAAUGUUUGACGGUGGCUCUAAUAAAGUUCUAGCAAUGUUAAGCAGUGAUUGCACCCUACACUUUUUAGAUUUAGAACGGCUGACCAUUGUACACUGCAUACACCCAGAAACAUCAGGAAUAAGAAAAUUUGACAUCAGUCUAACUGGAAAAUAUUUCCUAUGUAUUUUGCAACAAGGAGAAGUGAAUAUAUACAACACCUCGUUUGUAUUAGAUAUAGCACACAGUACUCAGCAAGAAGUAAAGAAAUCCGUGGAACUGUCUCAAUCUGUUAAAAAAAAAUCACAUAAGGUAAAGUCAAAACAUAAAGAAGAGAUAGAAAACAAAACGAAAACAUGCAUGGACAGCUCUCGAUUGAGAAGAAUACUUAUGCAGCAUGGAGAAUACCCAGAAAAAUACCGUGCCACAGUCUGGAAGAAACUUUUGGCAACUCCAGAUAAUAAGAAGGCUUACUCACUGUUACUGGACAAAGGGAUACACCCUUCAUACAAAGAUAUUGAGAAGCAGUUCACUAUCCACAGCACCAUCACUCUCAAUAGCUUGAAAAGGCUUUUAUCAUGUUUGGCUAACUGGUGCCCAUUAUUUGGUGUGACUGAUUUUCUCCCAGCUUUCGUAUUUCCGUUUGUAAAGGUACUACAGAAAGAUCCUCUAUUGCUGUUCGAGUGUGUUGCUACAGUGCUCUUAAACCAAUGCCAGCUAUGGUUUGAAUAUGCUCCAUUUCCUCCUAUAAGUGUGCUAGCCAUGGUUGAGAACAUCUUGGCUGAACAUGACCAAAAGCUUCUAGAUCAUUAUUGUCACCAUGGUGUUACGAGCCAAACGUAUGCUCUAUCAAUAUUAGAAACUGCUUUUAGUGAAGUAUUGACUUGUUCGGAGUGGCUGAUCCUAUGGGAUCAUAUAGUAAGCAAUGAACCAGCCUUUAUAUUAAUGGCGGUGGUGGCUUAUAAUAUUGUACAAAGGAGUGCCAUAAAAAAACUUUCAAACUUUGAAGAAAUUGAAAAAUUUUUCCACAUGCAGAACCCUAUAGAUAAGAAAACAUUUUUGAAGAAAACAUAUGUUUUGCUGAAGACAACUCCGGAUGAUAUACAUCCAAAGCAAUUUUUGAAUAGCUUUGUAUCUUUAAAGAAUGAUUCCAGCUAUCAACAAUUUAAUGGUUAUCCAAAAGCUACAAUUUGUCUUAAACUAGCAAAAAAGGAAAGGAACAAAUUGAAAGACAAUAAAGGUAAAGGAUACACAUUGAAAGAGUUAACAACUGAAAAGCAAGAAGAGCAAAUCAGACACAGGCUGCAAGAUGAUCGUGCUUCAGACAGUAUGUCUGAAAAUUGCAGAGAUGCUGAAAAACAAUGUGAAAGUAAAACAAAGAAGGGUACAAAAAAAUUGGUAAAACCGAAGUUGAGCAGUGGUGAUUUUGACCAAAAAAGUAUAAAAAAUGAUUUGAUUGAUAGCAUUAUGUUUCCAAAACUACAGCAUAUCACAUUUGACCUGGAGAAGACAAUAUGUCCCAAUAGACCUGAUGUAAAACUAAAUGAAAAUCUUACGUUUAACAGACCUGAUAAACUAAAUAAACGAAAUGUAACAGCAAGUUACACAAAAUCUGACUCAUCUACCUCGUAAUAUUUUGCUUAGAUAUUCUGUAAAUAAUUACCUAAAGAAGCAGUAUCAAUCAAAGAAUUGUAUUUAUUUGGAUACUCUAUUUAUUUCUGUUAAAACAAUUUUGAUAAAAUAAA